AUGGUCAUUGAGUACAAGAAACUAUCAGAUCUUCUUAACGAAGUAAAUUUGAAAAACAAAUCUUACAAUACAAGUUUCUCAAAUCAAAAUAAUGAACCAGAAGUUUUAAGAAACAAAAUGAAUGAGCUAUUAGUUGAGAAUGAGAAGCUCAAAGAAACAGUUCAGAGUUUAUCUAUUAAAAAUCAAAGAUUUAACUAUGUGGUUGGUUCAUGGAUUAAGUUUAGAAAUGCUCUCAAGCAAUUGCAUGAGCAACAAAGGUUUGUCGGAUGCAAAUCCGGUCUGGGAUUUGUUGGGGGCAAUCCAACUGAGUCCUACAACAAGUUGAACCCGAUAAAAGACUAUGCAAGAUGUAAGAUUGAUAUGAAAAGCACUAGUGGAUUGUGUCAGUUCCUUAGUAAUUGUCUGAUUUCGUGGUUCAAUAAAAAGCAGACGUCUAUUGCCACUUCAACAGCAGAAGCAGAGUACCUUGUUGUUGGCAGCUACUGUGCUCAACUACUAUAG
Molecule: messenger RNA, 501 nt
Organism: Impatiens glandulifera
Lineage: Eukaryota; Viridiplantae; Streptophyta; Magnoliopsida; Ericales; Balsaminaceae
Exons: 2
Coding region: 1-501 (166 amino acids)
Source: RefSeq, a predicted model, not a curated record